CCUGGAAAAUCCCAUGGACAGAAGAGGCUGGCGGGCUGUACAGUCCAUGGGGUCACAAAAAGAGUUGGACACGACUGAGUGACUAACACACACUAUCUUUCUAGUCUCAUGAAUCUAGCUUUCCUUUGACCUCCUCCCUCUAGUCCACAAUAAUCCACUGAUAAUUGCUUCAAAAUCCCUAAUGGCAACUUCUUUAACCUAUCACCUUAUUUUCAGCUCAUUUCCUCCCUCUUCCUCACUGUCUUUCCUUUUAAUCCUCACCACAGAUUCAGCUUCAACUAUUACCACUAGGUUGCUGCCUUCCAAAUUGAUACUACAAGCUAUGACUUUUCUUGUGUUAUCAAUGUGAAUAUUCAUCUAAUCUGCUAGAAAUCUCAGUCAACUGAUCAGUAGUUAUUGAGCACCUACUAUGUGCUGGGUCCUAAGGAUAAAGCAGUGAAAAGAGCAUAUAUGUUCCCUGUCUUCAUGGAGCUCAUGAACUCUAUAGGAGUGCCCCACUCGAAAGAUCAGCAGAUAGCCUGCGUGGCCAGAGACAUGGAUCAUGUCUUCACUGUGAGCCAUUCAGUGGCGGAAAUGAAAUCAACCAAUCCUUCAUUUUAUAAUUAGGAAGCCGAUGUUCACAGAACAAAUGUGCAUUGAAUGUUUAUGGUGUGAAGGCACUAUUUUAGAUGAUGGAGAGACAGAAAUGAACAAAGCAGAUAAGAUCUUUAAUUUCCUGGAACUUAAUAAAUUCCAGUACAUGAGACAUUGCGCUUUUUCACUCAUUCACAAAAUGACAGGUAUAUAUGUGAAUUAGGCACACAUUGGCCUUAGUUUUCGAACUACGAAUAAUAUUUUCUAGGUACUGUUAAUAAGAAAUAAACUUGGGUGUUACUUCUUAACCUUUUAUACAAGAAUUUCUGAAGAUGGAGUUACAUUUACUUAGUAAAAGGUCAUCUUCAUCUAGUAAAGGGUAAUUUUCAUUUUAUGCUUUCUUUCUUUGUAUGGUUGCAGCUUUUGUUAAUGGCUGUUUAGAUCAUAGGUUGCCCAUCGUGUGGUGUCAGUACUUCUCUGGUGUCAGCGUUUCUCCAAGGAAGAGAAUGGGUAAUAGAUCUCAGUAGCUUCUUUCAGAAAUACAACUUAACUCAGUUAGUUAUUCCUAUGAAAAUGCUGUGUAAAAAAAAAAAGAAAACCCCAAACUCAGUAGCUUAAAAUAAUAGCCACUUAAGUGCAUGAAUCAGCAGGGUCAGCAAGGAUGGCUCUGCAAAUGCUGGGUAGCUGCAUGCCCCAGUUUGCUCUACAUGCCCUUCAACCUCCUUGGAGAAGUGGACUUUGCUGGGGUGUGUUCUCCUCAUGGGGAUGACACAGGACAUUCAUAAAGUUCAAAGGACAAGGAAGCGGGGCCUUCCACUCCCAGUGAAGCAAAGACAAAGGUGGCGAUACUAGAAGAAUGAGAAUUGGAACCAACAAUCAAGCUGUCAUAAUGAUUCUAUGAUUUCCUAUGGCAGAAUAACAGAUCGAUAGAAAUAGAUGAGAAACUAUACUGUUCACCCAUUUAUUUUGCCAUGUUGAAGGCACUAGCUCCUUGUUUUGAAAGAAGGUCAUUUUGGAAGUUCUAUAUAGAGCAAUUUUAAAAUUGGUGGGCUAAAUAUGUAUCAUCUCUAAAGUGGUUUUCUUAAAAUUGUGAUUAGUAACAUUAUUGAGGUACAAACCCCACUCAGCUAAAAAAGUGAAAUUGAAUAGAAUAUUAGAGUGAAUUGAAUGAGGUAAGGGUAUUUUUAAUGACAGCAUUGCUUCUGUUAUGAAUGCAUACUUAUAUAUAUAUUGAGUCAUGAGCUAAAAUGCAUUUUUCCUACCAUUAUUUAAAACUCAAAUUAUUUUCUAGUUAUGUUAUCAGAUCUAAAAACAAUCUAAUCUUUAAAAACAGCCCUUUAUCAAGUACAAGUCAUCUAUUUUGAAAGUGGGGGGUUUUGUUUUUGCUUUUUAGUGCUAGUUAUCUCCUUUGUACAGAUGCCUAAUACAGGAGUAUUUUUUUCUUUCAAAUCAAUCAACAAUUAAGGCAGUCUUAAUGGACAUUUGUUUUCAUUUAUAUGCUGUUAACACCCACGACUGUGGUUCCUGGUGGCUCAUGCUUGAGAUACUUUUUAAAGUAACAGUGAUAUUUACCUUCUCUAUUUAAUUUGCUCACUGCUAGCUUCCUGGUGCUCAUUUAGAAUAAACACACCUCUCACCUAUUUUUCUCAAUAGUAUACUGUUACCUGUUUCAGAAAGAUUUAUUAUCAGCUUAUCUUUUCCAGAUGUUAAUAUGUGCGUUAUUCUUCUGCAUUAACUGUAGUCCAUCAUUGAUCAACAGUGGCUCAAGCCAGCAGCAGGUGUACAGGACACGAGUGAGGAUGGCCUCCUCCCAAAGGUAGUGCUUCUGCUUAGCCACUUGCUCUGUGACCCUUUCCUGAGAAGGUUUCUGGGAUAUAUAUAUAUGGAAGUAAGAGAAGGAACUCUAACCUGAUCAUGGAUUUCGAAGAGAGACUCCUCAAAGCACUAAGGAAAAGAUAACAACCAGUGCAUUGUCCUAAGAAAUGAUGUCCCUUUGCCACAAUAAAAUUAAUAUUUCCUGUGUGAAAAGCAGCUGGUCAAAUGACAUCCGGGCUUCCCUGUACAGUUUAAUGGUGCUCAUAAUUCUGACCACAGUGGUUGGCAAUCUGCUAGUUAUUAUUUCCAUAUCACACUUCAAGCAACUGCAUACCCUAAAUAAUUGGCUCAUUCAGUCCAUGGCUACUGUGGACUUUCUUCUGGGGUGCCUGGUCAUGCCUUAUAGCAUGGUGAGAUCCAUUGAGCACUGCUGGUCUUUUGGAGAAGUCUUCUGUAAAAUUCACACCAGCACUGACAUUAUGCUGAGUUCAGCAUCCAUUUUUCACUUGUCCUUCAUUUCCAUUGACCGCUACUAUGCUGUGUGUGACCCACUGAGAUACAAAACCAAGAUCAACAUCUUGGUUAUUUCUCUGAUGAUCUUCAUUAGUUGGAGUAUUCCUGCUCUUUUUGCAUUUGGGAUGAUCUUUCUGGAGCUAAACUUCAAAGGAGCUGAAGAGAUGUAUUAUAAACACAGUCACUGCAUAGGGAGUUGCUCUGUCUUCUUCAGCAAAACAUCUGGGGUUCUGGCCUUUAUGACUUCUUUCUAUAUACCUGGCUCUAUUAUGCUGUGCAUCUAUUGUAGAAUAUAUUUCAUAGCAAAAGGCCAGGCAAGAUCAAUUCAUGAUGCAAAGCAGAAGGUUCAAAUUGGGUUGGAAGAGAGAAAUGGAAUUUCACGAAGCAGAGGAAGGAAAGCUGCGAAGACUUUAGGGAUUGUGAUGGGAGUUUUCUUAACAUGCUGGUGUCCUUUCUUUGUCUGCAUGGUCAUGGACCCUUUCCUGGACUAUACUAUCCCACCUACUUUGAACGAUGCAUUGAUUUGGUUUGGCUAUUUGAAUUCUACUUUUAAUCCAAUGAUUUAUGCAUUUUUCUACCCCUGGUUCAGAAGAGCACUAAAGAUAAUUCUAGUUGGUAAAAUUUUCCAAAAAGAUUCAUCUAGGAGCAAAUUAUUUUCAGAAUAAAUCCAUAGAAUUAUUAUGAUUUCAGUCAGUCAGUUCAGUCACUCAGUUAUGUCCGACUC
This is a messenger RNA of Bubalus bubalis (water buffalo), 3625 nucleotides long. It is a transcript of the gene TAAR1, whose product is annotated as trace amine associated receptor 1. NCBI's taxonomy places the organism in Eukaryota, Metazoa, Chordata, Mammalia, Artiodactyla, Bovidae. Gene Ontology annotation, molecular function: trace-amine receptor activity. The record is from RefSeq and is a predicted model, not a curated record. The transcript is spliced from 2 exons. Gene Ontology annotation, biological process: G protein-coupled receptor signaling pathway. Gene Ontology annotation, cellular component: membrane. Bases 2556 to 3566 code for a protein of 336 amino acids.